This is a messenger RNA of Schistosoma bovis, 4658 nucleotides long. The record is from the annotation of a GenBank genome assembly. Lineage: Eukaryota; Metazoa; Platyhelminthes; Trematoda; Strigeidida; Schistosomatidae.
AUCCUUUAAAUUGGCGGUCGCGAAGUUUCAAACCAAACGGCUCCUCUAUUGUUGGUUCAAGCACUACUUCCUGACAAGUUGUCUUAUGGGCUAAUUGUUCGCUUCAAUCCUCCUUUUUACGGCCGAUCAGUUUGUAGUGAUCUUGCUACCACUCUCUGGCCUUUUUAUGUACUCAGAAUCGCAUGUUGUGCAGGGAUAAUUAAUGAUGAUUUCUACAGACCAAGAACUCAAAGUCUCUCGCAUGACAAAACGAUCGCAGAAUAAAAAACUCUUCGGUCGCGAUAAUUACAAGUUGCGUGAGUUCGUAUUGCAACCAUAUUGUAUUCGGUACUUCGAAGUUAGCGGUGGAAAUCGUGGUAAAGAGAAAGGUCAGCUUCUUCUCAGUCAUGUUAAGUUCAUCGAGAAAGUACAAGAUGAUGAGCUUGAUAACAAAAAGAAUGCUUUCCAGGUUGCUUAUGCAGAAGAUGCGAUUUCUAGCACUUGGUAUCUCUUGUAUAUUGUCGCGAAUUCCGCCAUUGAACGAGAUGACUGGAUUAGUCUAGUCAGAUUUUAUACACGUGAACGAGGAGCUAGUUUUCUGCCACGUUAUCAUCCCGGUGUUUGGAAACGUCCUGGUAGAUAUAGCUGUUGUGAUGACAUCAAUCGUCGAUCUAUGGGGUGUCAGCCCACUAAUGAACCAGGUCCAUCUGUGGUCAUUGAGCAACUUUGGCGUACAGCUGCGGGAGUCGACUCAAAUAACUGUCAACCUCAAAUUCCGCAGGUUGCAACGACAGCUAAUCUAGUGACAAAUACGCAACCUUCUUAUCCUGUUUCUACUCCUCAAUUAGUUACAACGCAGCUUAAUUCAAACGUGCAACUUACGUCUAAUCCACUAUCCGUAUCUGAUUUAAAUUCGGCUAACAUAGCUUCCACUGCAGCUUCAUUUAUUCCACUUACUUCCGCUGUCGGGUUGCCUGUAUUUCACCAAACACCUGGUCUUUCAACUCCUGUCGCAGGAGUGUUAAUGUCUACCGCCGUCACUAGUUCGAUUUCUCCUUCAACUUUAUUUCAAAUACAACAACAACAACAACUUCUACUACAACAGAAACAACAACAGCUUGCUAUGCUUGCAAAUAGCAGCGCGGGGCAAUUUUCCCAUUUAAAUAAUGCAUUUCGUCGGUCAGGAAUGAAUCAAAAUCGAGGACAUUCCUUACGUUAUAUUCAGCCAACUUUUGAUAUGGAUGAAGGAGAAAAUACCGUUAUUGCAGUACACAACUACAAUCCUGUAAGGGAAAACCAACUGCCUUUACAAAAAGGUGAAAAGUAUUACGUAGUCAAUCAGAGUAAUUCUCAAUGGUGGUAUGUUAGGAAUAUGGCUGGUCAAUUGGGUUAUGUACCUACCAAUUAUGUUCAUAAACCAAACAGUCUGAAUUCAUUCGAUUGGUAUUACAAAGAUAUUACCAGGCAACAAGCUGAAGCUAUUUUACUAGACGAGAAUCGCGAAGGUUGCUUUCUUGUUCGAGACUCAGUUAGCAAAAAGAAUACAUACACUUUAUCAGUUACUUCGAAAGACCCUGAAGCGCCAGGAAAAUUAAAAGUACAUCAUUAUCAUAUCCAUAGAACAGAAUCAUCAAGUCUGAAUGGACACAUGAAUGGAUGUGGUGUCGGUAGUGGUAGUGGCAGCAAUAGUGGUUUAAAUUCUACUGCAUCUGUGGCUGCCAGCGUUACAGUUACAACAACAACAUCUAAUACCAUUGCAAACGUGAAUGGUUCAAAUGGUACAGGGUCAAAUACCCCCAAUGUUGGAUCAACCACUAAUGGUGAAGCACAAUAUUACUUAUCUGAAAAGCAUGCGUUCCCUACAAUCAGUGAUGUUAUACAUUAUCAUAAGCAUAAUUCUGGUGGACUAGUUGUCCGACUCAGAUCGCCACCGACCAAAGAUCGAGAAAGUCCUGUCACUGCUGGAAUGGGUCUAGAUGAGUUUGAACUUGAUCCAGCUGACCUUCAUUUAGAAAGAGAGCCAAUCGGAAAAGGACAAUUUGGAGUUGUGAAACGUGGCAAGUUCCGUAACAUUCCGGUAGCUGUUAAACAAAUGGUUGAAGGGGCUAUGAAUGAAGAUGAUUUUAUUGAAGAGGCUAAAAAUAUGAGAUUUCUUAAUCAUCCAAAUCUUGUACAGUUAUUUGGUGUUGUAUUGAAAAAGCGUCCAAUUAUGAUAAUCACUGAAUAUAUGAAACAUGGUUCAUUACGUGAUUUUAUGCGACAACGUCAGCCACAGUUUUGUAAUCGACCAGUUGUUAUGUCUGAUAUUUGUGCUCAAGUAGCAAAUGGAAUGGCUUACUUGGAACAAGAACAGUUUGUACAUCGGGAUUUAGCAGCACGAAAUUGUUUAGUAAAAUCAAUUAGUCAAAAUUCAGUUCACGUCAAGGUAGCUGAUUUCGGUAUGGCACGUUUUCUACUAGAUAAUGUAUAUGAACCAAGUGCUGGAACGAAAUUCCCUGUUCGUUGGGCACCUCCUGAAGUAUUUCAGUCUACUUAUACAGCUAAAGCAGAUGUAUGGAGUUUCGGUAAGUCAGUAGCAUCAUUGAAUAUUUAUUCACUUGAUAAUAUAAAACCUUUUAUUUUUCUAUUCAAAAGUUUAUUUAAUUUUUUUGUUCUCACGUUCACUUAACAAAAAUGUAAACAGAAUUUCAAUAAAUCCAAAAAUUUUUUCAUGGAAAGAAACCACUUAAACUUUUAUCAUUAUUAUUACGAAUAGGCGAACAUCAUCCAUACCCCAAUAUUUAGUUUAACAACAGUAUAAAGAGUCGGUUUCAUUUGGUCUACUUUAAGCAGUCGGUUUUUUUAAAUUGUAAAAUAAGUUUUUUAUUCAAGAUUUCUGUAAGGUCAACUUUUAUCCAAAAACUAUCAUCUUUUUAAUUGAUUAUUGGUUUUCCGUUUGUUUUAUAUAUCCAUGUUUUCUUUUACUCUGAUAUUGCUUCUCUUUUCUCUCUGCUUAAUCUGCCUAAUCGAAGGUCGUAAGGCUAAGCUGGAUAUAAUUUGAUAAGAAAAUUCGAAAUUAUACUCAAAAUUAUAACAUUUGGAAAAUAUCAUACGUAUAAAGUAUUAUCGACCAGAAGGCUUAAUAUCCCAUCAACUAUCAGGUACUCAUGUGACAGAACAAAGCGUUAUUGAUUACCUUGCGAAUCUUCCAAUAUUUAACCAGUCAUUUGUAAUCUGAUUAACAACUUUACAUUUUAUGUUUGGGUUAUAAAUUUAGGUCUUUAGUAGUAUACUCAGCUGUCUUAAUUUCUAAUAACUUUUCAGACAGGACUUGAAUUAUACCUUCAUUCAUUUUAGUAUUUUUUUUGUUAACGUCCAAUCAUCUCAGUCAUAUGAGGUUAUGCAUGUAUUUUAUUCAUGAUUACCUCAAAAGAUUUUUAUCAAAUGUUGAUGGUAUUUAGAAAUCUGAGCAAUUUUCUUCCUUAUGAACUUCAUGAUUCUACAUCAUAUUUUCUGUAGGACAUUUUUAAACUAGCGUGCUUUGAUUAAAUUUUCACAAAAAUUAAAUAUAAUUGUUUUAUUAAAACAAAGUGCUCUUCAUAUUUUUUUAUCAUCAUCAUAUAAACAUUAUUAUUAGUAUUAUUAUUGUCCUUUUCAAAUGAUUUUCUAUCUUUAUCGUUAUUUAUUGAAAUGACUUAACAAUGUUGUGAUUUGUUAUCGUACAUUAUCUUGUUUAUUGUUAUUCAAUAAUUUGUGGAUUUCACUUGCAUCCUUCACUGUUAUUUCUCAGUUUUAGUAAAAAUAUGUUUCAAAGAAACACCAUUAAUCCAUUUUAUCAGUAGUACUUUUUUCAGGUAUACACCUCAUCAUACCUCUUAUUCGGUUUACUGAUUGAAGUUUACUUUAUAACUCUAAUUAGCAUUUACAGACUUUAGAUGUCGUGAUUAAAAGUUGGUUAUAUUAGCACUGUUAGAUUUGUUCAUUUUCUAGUCUUAAAUACUAGAUUUUAAUAUUUCAUGUUUUUUAUUUCUCAGUUUCGUGAAUGUGUAUAGCAAUAGUUACGUGACUGGUACAUGAAAUCGGUGCCAGAAUAUGAAAUAUAUUUACUAGAAGAAUUACAUGUAUAAAACGCCUAACCCUGAGGUAGCAUUUGGUUUUUUCCUAUAUAUGUUUACAUUCAAGAACUGAUUACUUUAAUUUUGCUAGUUGCCUGUAUCAAAAUGAUGAAUUGUACAUUGAAUUUUACAGAAAACAUUUUCCAGAAAUUCUUCAAUAUUUCCGAACUUCGAAUUUUGUCUUCCCUUAAAAAUUUUCCAACUCAUGACACUGAAUAACUGUACAUACUAGUUAAUGCAUCUAACAUUAUUUAUUGAUCAGUCAUAUUUUCAUCACCUGCUUUUUUAUCUGAAAUUUCUAUGACAAAGUCAAUAUUACUUCCUCGAUUUUAUUCGGUGUGUUAAUAUUUUUCUCUAAUAAAACCCUAUUUAAUUCACCAAUCAUCAUGUACACAAACAUACAUACAUGAACAGACAAAUUGUAAUAUAUAUAUAUAUAUAAUUGGUGAAAGAUAUUCCCUAUGCUUGCUUUAUUACUGUUACCAUUAUUAUUUUGAACGGAAUUAGAAUCACUUUUGCUUCUUUUCCUUCUGUUAUUCUACCCUUAUCUCCACAUGUGUGCUUUUUGUUUAACCUGAACCGAAC